Macrosiphum euphorbiae (potato aphid) is the source of this 1425-nucleotide messenger RNA. NCBI's taxonomy places the organism in Eukaryota, Metazoa, Arthropoda, Insecta, Hemiptera, Aphididae. The record is from the annotation of a GenBank genome assembly.
AUGAGAGGCAAAUAUAAUGGUCUACAGGCAUUUAUUCGAGAUAUUAACCCACAUGCCACAUUUGUGUGGUGCUGGGCACAUAGAUUGAAUUUAAUUGUCACUGAUUCAGUCAGUUGCUGUCUUAAUGCAAUGGAUCUUUUUGGAACAUUAGAGAAACUGUAUGACUAUGUGAGCUCAAGUAAAAAUAGAGUUUGGCUGUUUGAAAAAUUUCAAAGGCAGAGAUAUCCAAAAAAUCAAAUAAAACGUUUGAAAAGGGUUGAUACUACCAGGUGGAACUCCCAGUCGUCAGCAUUGACUACUGUAAAUGAAACUUUUUUAGCUAUUUUAGAUACGUUAGAUGCAAUAAGACAAGGUGAAGGAACUGCAGAUCGUAAAGCUGGAUUUGAAGCAGGCAAUCUAAGGUCAUACAUGACAACUGAAAGGUUCAUUUUUACAACAUAUAUUUUUAAAAAAUUAUUUUCUUCUCUUCAGCCACUUUCUAAAAUGCUCCAAAGCCAAGAUUUGGACUUAUUUGCUGCUGCAGAAAUGGUAAAUAAAACAAAAAAUCAAAUUGUUGCCAUUAGAAAUGAUGAAAGUUUUCAAGAAAUACUUACUCAGGCAAAAGAAUUUGUAAAUAAUCUUAAGAAUGACUUAGACAAGGACAAUGAUGAAGAUAUUGAGUUUAUUCCAUUACCCAUUAUUCGCUCGCGUAAGAAGAAGAUGCCUGGUGAACUGGCAAAUGAUCAAGUAGAAUCAGAUCCUCUUGUAUAUUUCAAGAUUGAAACUUACUAUAAAGUGAUUGAUAAUACUUAUGGACAAAUAGAUUGUAGAUUUAAUGAACUCAAUCAAGAUUUAUUCAAAGAUUUAUCACUUUUAACUCAUCGUAGAAUUCUUGAAAUUAGACAUAAGGCAAGUGAUCUACCAAAAGAUGCAUUUAAUUCGUUUGCGAAUAUUUAUAAAAAGUUUGUCGAUAAAAAUGCAAUGGUCAAUGAAUAUUGUCAUUUCGUGAAUUAUUAUGAAGAAUUGUUGAAAUCUAAUUAUUUGCCCAAGCGUAUCCAUAAAAGUAAUCAAUCGACCAAUAAUAAUUCAGACGAUUCAGAUAGUGACAGUGAUGUGGUACACGAAGAUUUAGAACAACCACAUAAUGCUGCAAGUAUGGUAUCAUUGUUUUCACUGUUUUGUAAUGCAAAUCUAAAAUCAGUUUUCCCAAACCUGUACAUGGCUCUUAAAAUUGCUGUGACAUUGCCUGUUAGUAGUACAACAACUGAACGAUCUUUUUCAAAAAUGAAAUUAAUUAAGAAUCGACUACGUUCAACUAUGGGAAAUAAUCGACUGGAAGGACUUAUGAGAAUGUCUUGUGAAUUUGAUGUAGACAUUAAUUAUGAUGAAGUCAUUGAUACAUUUUCUUCUUUUAGUUCUAAACUACAAAAUGCCCUUCAUCUUUAA